GUGGGGCUUGGCGGUGGUGUGCGUGAGGGCGGGAUCCGGCGCCCCUGGCUGUAAGGCGCUCAAGGGUCAGGACACCAAUGGAACAGCUGUAGCCGCGCGGGCCUCGGCAGGGCCGCCAGCUCGCCGACCGCGUCUCCGCCAUGCUCAUCAAGGAAUACCGAAUACCGCUGCCGCUCACCGUCGACGAGUACCGGAUCGCCCAGCUGUACAUGAUCGCUAAGAAGAGCCGGGAUGAGACGCACGGUGAAGGCAGCGGCGUCGAGAUUCUGGUCAACGAACCGUACGAGGACGGUCCUGGCGGUAGCGGGCAGUACACACACAAAAUCUACCACGUCGGCAGUCACCUGCCCGGCUGGUUCAAGAGCCUGCUGCCGAAGUCAGCGUUGACGGUGGAGGAGGAAGCAUGGAACGCCUACCCGUACACCAAGACGCGCUACACCUGCCCGUUCGUCGAGAAGUUCAGCCUGCAGAUAGAGACGUACUACUUCAACGACGGCGGUCACCAGGAGAACGUGUUCCAGCUGAGCAAAGCAGAGCUGGGCGGGCGAACCGUAGAUCUGAUAGAUGUGGUGCGCGACCAGCUGGGCGUGGGCGACUACGUGCGCGAGGAGGACCCGCGCCUCUUCGUCUCGCAGCGUACCGGCCGCGGCCCGCUCGGCGACGACUGGAUCAGCGAGUACUGGAGCGACUGUCAGGGGAAGCAGACACCGCUGCCCAAUGGCCGCGCCCUGAUGUGCGCCUACAAGCUGUGCAAGGUCGAGUUUCGCUACUGGGGCAUGCAGAGCAAGAUCGAAAAGUUCAUCCACGAUAUCGCGCUGCGCAAGACUAUGCUGCGCGCGCACCGCCAGGCGUGGGCGUGGCAGGACGAGUGGCACGGCCUCACCAUCGACGACAUCCGCCGCAUCGAGGCCGACACGCAGCGGCUGCUGGCGGCGCGCUUCGGCGGCGCCGACGAGCCGGCCGGCUCUGACGCCGAGCCGGAGCGCGCCGGCGAGCCGGCCGAGCGCGGCACCGAGGCGGCCGACGCUGAGGCGCGCCGCAGCCUCUGGUCACGCAGCAGCUCCCGCCUGACGCUCCACUCGCCCGGCUCUGUGUCGGGCAAGGCCGGCCUGGAGGCGCAGCUGGCCAACUGGCGCAUGGAGAGCAUCCGGCGCGACUCCGUCAACGCCUCCUCCGAUGAGGAGUUCUUCGACUGCGAAGGCUUUGUGAUACCCACUAUCAAGGAGGAGGUGGACGAGCGCGCCUCGCUGGCCCGCUGGAGCAGUCUGGAGCUGCUGUCGCAGGAGGCCGCCGCCGGUCGCGACGACAUGGCUCCCCUGCAGCCGAACGGCCGGCUGGGUGAGCCGUCACCGUCGCUGGACCACACGACCGGCGUCCCGGCCCCGCCGGCCGGCGGCUCCUGCAGCUGCGACAUCCUGCUGCUGGUGCUGCACUCGGGGAGCGUGCUCGACGCGCAGGUGGAUCGCGGCACCAAGCGCUCCGACGUGACCACGUUCCGCGCUUCGGUGGAGGCGAUCCUCACGCAGCACUACCCGUCCCUGCUCGGCCGGCUCUGCAUCCGGCUGGUGCCCUGUCCGUCCAUCUGCGCCGAAGCGCUCUCCGUGCUCACCAGCCUGAGCCCGUACAGCUUCGCGUCUGUGCCGGCGGCGGGCGCGGCGGCCGGCGGCGACGCGUGGACGGCGGCCGACCCGCUGCCGGUGGCGGCCGUGCCGCUGCUGGCGGCCGGCUCGCCCGACCACCACGACACGGUGGCGCGGCUCGCCAGCCAGAUGAACCGCGUCUUCCAGGAGUUUGUCCGCUCGCCGGCCGGCCUCGGCUUCCAGGGCCAGGUCUCCAUCAUCGCCGACUCCAUGGGCUCGGUGCUGGCGUAUGACGUGCUGUGCUCGUGCUGCGACGAGGAGGAGUCGGCGCCGCCGCCAUCGCCCGGUGUGUGCCCCUUCACCCCCGCCCCGGCCAAAGGUAGCGAGGCGUGGCUGAGUGCCGGCUCCGUCUCCGCCGACGACUACGACUCGGACUGUUCGACCAGCCACUCGCGCGAGCUGCGCCGCUGCAAGUCGGAUGCACCGCGCGCGCCGGGCGAGCCUACCGCCGGCCGGACACUCUCUGACAGCGAGCCGCUCUCCCGCCAUCUGUCGCCCGGCCGCCGCACGUCCGGCUCCAGCGACGGCCACUGGCGGCUGGAGUUCGAGGUGACCGACCUGUUCAUGUUCGGCACGCCGCUGGGGCUCGUUCUGGCCGCCCGCCGCAUGUACCUACCCGACGAGAACCGAGCGCCGCCGCGGCCUGCCUGCCAUAACGUCUACAACCUGUUCCACCCGACCAACCCGGUGGCGUGCCGUCUGGAGCCGCUGAUCUGCGCCAGGUUCGCGCAGCUCUCGCCGGCCAACGUGUGCCGCUACCACAAGUACCCGCUCGGCGACGGCCAGCCCGUCCACCUGCUGGAGUACGUGCAGAGCCAGCCGGAGCUGCUGGCCGACUACACUGACGAGCGACGCGGCUUCUGCCGACGCGAGUCGGCCGUCUCCGUCGUCUCCACCAUGUCCGGCAUGGGCACGGCUCAGCUGCAGACCGUCAACAGCAUCAUGCAGCGCUGGUGGGGCAACAAGCGCAUCGACUACGCCCUCUACUGCCCGGACGGGCUGGCCAACUUCCCGGCCCACGUGCUGCCGCACUUGUUCCACGCCAGCUACUGGGAAAGCCAGGACGCCAUCGCCUUCAUCCUGCGCAAUCUGCUCGGCGGAGACUUGCAUGGCGCCGCCGCCGACGGCCGCGACGCCGGUGGCGCGCUGUUCGCGCCCGGCCAGCCGCGCGAGAAGUGGAUCCGCAAGCGCACCUCGGUCAAGAUCAAGAACGUGACGCCCAACCACCGCGGCAACGACGUGGUGGUGCGGGAGGGCCUGCCGCAGGUGCUGGCCGCCCGCUUCACGUACGGCCCGCUCGACAUGGUCUCCCUCAGCGGGGAGAAGGUGGACAUUUACUACAUGGCGGAGCCGCCGGGCGGCGACUGGACGCUGCUGGCCACGGAGGUGUCCGACAAGAGCGGGCGCGUCAGUCACACGGUGGCGCCGGCGCAUGCGCUCGGCUUCGGCCUCUACCCCAUCAAGAUGGUGGUCCGCGGGGACCACACGUCCUGCGACUUCCAGCUGUGCGUGGUGCCGCCCAAGACCGAGUGCGUCGUCUUCAGCAUCGACGGCUCCUUCACGGCCAGCAUGUCGGUGACGGGCCGGGACCCCAAGGUUCGCGCCUCGGCCGUCGACGUGGUCAGACACUGGCAGGAGCUCGGCUACCUGGUGCUGUACGUGACCGGGCGACCCGACAUGCAGCGGCGCAAGGUGCUCUCCUGGCUGUCGCAGCACAACUUCCCGCACGGCCUGGUCUCGUUCGCCGACGGCCUCACUACGGAGCCUCUCAAGCACAAGGCCGACUACCUGCGCCAGCUGGUGGAGGAGUCGGGGAUGAUCAUCCACGCCGGCUACGGCAGCAGCAAGGACAUCGGCAUGUACAGCAGCGUCGGCCUCAAGCCGGAGCAGAUCUACAUCGUCGGCAAGUUCUCCAGGAAGCAGCAGGCCAACUUCCUGACCGAGGGUUACGCGGCGCACCUGGCGGAGCUGACCAGCGUGGGCGGCAGUCGUGCCGCCAAGGGCAACGCCCGGAUGGUGCUGCCCCGCGGCUGCUUCGGGCUGAACCCGGCGCUCACCCGGCGCAGGACUCUGGAGCACUGGCCCACGUGGCCGCCGCCCGAGCCGGUCGGCCGGCGGCGCGCUCUACCUACCCCGCCGAUGCCCCGCGGCCGCUUCUUUUGGUCGGCCAAGCGGGCCACUUCGUUCCCGGCUACGUCAUGCGUGACGUCAGCGCCGGCGCCGCUGCUGCAGCAGCCCUCCGUCGGCGACGGCCUCUUCAGCCGACGCAAGCUGGCGCCGCGCGGCAGGGUCAACAGAUAACAGUCCCACGCGCGCGCAACAGAUGGCGCCGCCGGCGCGGAGUCGCCGUCCCACCCGUCAGGUCCCGCGGCCAGCAGUCUGAGCAUGUUCGCGAGCGGCGCGGUCCGCGUCCGCGCCGCGUCGCGCCGCUCCUCGGCCGGCGCCCGGCGCCGCCCGGACCGGCGCGCCGUCGCCACGGCGCUCACCACCGGCCGGCCGUGCGGCGCCACGCUGGCAAACGAUGGAGUGCCGGUCCGGGGCGCCGGCGUCGGCUGGAUCAAUACGCUUUCUCGUUGGUGUGAGAACCGACGGGGCAUUUGUCAGUGUUCAAACGCGCGGCGGACGCGCCCUUACUCUGGCCUCCGCCGCCGGUCCUGUUGGUGUCCAGAUCUGGCGGCCCCGGCGGUGUCCGUUCUCGUCGCGCGGCCCGGCGCCGGCGAGCUCCCGCUCGGUCGCCUCCGCCCGAGGCGGGGCAGCGAGAUGAGCGGUCCGAGACGAGGGCCGCCGCCGCGGGACGGCAGCCGCCUGAUGCGGAGCCGCUGCGGUCAGCGUCGCCCCCUCCCUCUCCUGGGACGGGGAGGCGUGGUCGCUGCGCCGCCUGCCCGCUUUAAUACAGUAUUUGUGGCGCGGCGGCGGCCUAGCAGCCCUCACGUACCCCGUUCAUGCCCAGCUUACCUCCGUCGACGAGGCAGAUAAGCGGGCUGGCAAGCGCUUUAUCCGCGAUAUUUUAGCUGUGUAGUGGUCGCCGAUCGACGACAGACGAGUACGACGCUUGUGUAGCGUGUGACAACCGGAAGUGUGGGGAAAUAAUGUGUACGCUAUUACCUGUUGUCUGGCCAGUAUUGUCACUUCGGGUGCCGCUGGUUUUUAUUGUUGCUGUGUCAGAGACUGGUUUGAUAGCCUUUUAUCCCAAAUUGCAUUCGCUUAGUGUUUGUUUCACGUGAUCUAAGUCAUUAUUUCAGGGUGCUAGUUAGACAAGCAUCGAAUUUGUGUGCAGGCUAUGUUUUCAUGUGCUGGUGCCAUUUGUUUCGCUCGCGAAGAGAUAUCAGUGAGUCGUUGUCUCGACUGCGUUUUACAUUAGUUGACGUGAGUGUCCACGUGGACACGUGGUCCAUACGCCGAUGCGCCUCUGUUCACCUCCGGACACCGGCCCCAACCCUGCGUUUGAUUGGCCACACCGUUGCCCCGUCGCCGCGUGACGAGCGAGAAGUUAAUCGUGUCGAACAGACGUACGUGCGUGUUGUCAGCACAUUGUGAGCGUCCCAUAUAUUGCUGUCGUCCCCCGGUGACCGCAAAUUGCACCAGGCCCGCUUCGGCUGCCCCGCCGCUGGGUGCCGUUCGGACCGCCCGGCCCCUUCUGUGUUCAUUCCGUUGGUUCAGUCUGCCCUUGCGCUGGGUGAAUCUACCUGUCUUUGUAACGACGAGCGCAGUGCGCCGCGCUCACCCAGCAGCCGUGUUUGUGUAACUCAGGGGAGGAGCAUCACUGAAGCACUGUUAUGCAUUCAUUUUCAUUCAGCCGCUGUGGCUCGGUGUUGAGCUUGGGCGCCCGCUCUGCGCGCCCGCGGCCUCGGGCUCCACCGCGGCGGCCGCGCGGAGUCGGCCGGCGCGCGCCGCCGCCACGUGCCCGGUACAAAUCAAAACAGGCGCGCAGGGCCGGUCCGCGCCGCGGAGCAAUACGUACAGGCCCGGGCCGGCCGGGCGGGGCGCGGAGCGGCGGCCGCCGGCGGCCCGCG
Molecule: messenger RNA, 5653 nt
Organism: Pollicipes pollicipes
Lineage: Eukaryota; Metazoa; Arthropoda; Thecostraca; Pollicipedomorpha; Pollicipedidae
Gene: rdgB
Product: retinal degeneration B
Exons: 26
Coding region: 141-3941 (1266 amino acids)
Biological process (GO): phospholipid transport
Cellular component (GO): cytoplasm
Molecular function (GO): metal ion binding; phosphatidylcholine binding; phosphatidylinositol binding
Source: RefSeq, a predicted model, not a curated record